UGGAACUCCGAGCUACUGGGUGCAAAAAUUCUUCAGAGAGUCAAGUGGAGCAACUCUUCUUGACGCUAAGCUACAGACAAAUUCCUCUACACUUGUUGCAUCUGCAAUUACUUGGCAAAAUUCAAACUUACCUGAAAAUAAAGGUUCCACGAAGGAACGUAUGCUGGAAGCAAACGGGGUUGACUAUAAGAAACGAAGAGUGGAAGAGUCAUUUGCGCUUCGAUUCCCUUCAUCAAAUCUUGUCGCCUUCAAUGGCCGCUCCCCUGUCUUGCAUAUUGAUGGUGUGUGCUAAGGCGAUUGAAGGUGGUCGCUUGGAUGUUGCAGAUUCACUUUUGGCAGUAAUUCAAUCUCUAGCUUCUAAAGAGGAGAGCAUAUGGAGGAGGAAAGUUGUCAAAUACUUUGCUGAGGCUCUUGUCCGGCGAGCCUAUGGAAUUCGUCCUCCAUUUCCUUUACCCUCGCUACCUUUUCUAUACGAACCAGAGGCAACUUUAUACAAGUUAGCUAGAGUCACCAGUGAACAUGGCAUCGCUGAUUCCUUGAAUUCGGGAUAUAAAAGACUCCACAUUAUUGACUUCUCCAUCGUGUUCCAGUUUUGGCGGUGGAAUUAUUUAAUUGAAGGCCUCAAAAGGCAGUAUGGUGGCCUACAAUCAGUCCUAAUAACCAGUAUCACACUGAAACUGUCAAAACACACUGACUAUCUCCGUGAAAACCGGGAAUGCGCUAAGGGCAGAAAUUUGGAAUUGAGGCAAUUGAUAUGCAAUAGUCCGGAUGAUAUUGUCAAUUGUAUUUCCAAACUCAGAAGGAAAAGUGAGGAUGAGGUGGUGGUUGUGAAUUGGAAUUUUAUACUCCACAAAUUGCUUGCACAAGAUGGGGCAAUGGAGCAAGUUCUUUCAAAAGUGAAGGAUUUGGGAGCGGACAUCAUGGUAAUUGUUGAGCAAGAAGCCAAUCUUAACAGCCCAGAUCUUUCGGAGCGGCUCGAACAAUCAUUCCAAUACUACUCCCCUUUUUUUGAGUCACUGGAGGAAGAUUAUGAUAGCGAUGUGUUAUGGGAGAUGUAUUUCAGGCGACAGAUUGGGAAUGUGGUGGCAUGUGAGGGCGUUGACCGGGUCGAGCGGAUUGAGUCAUUUGCUCAAUGGAAAAAUCGCAUAUGUCAGGCUGGGUUUUGUCCAGUUCCCCAACAGGUAGACAAGUUGAAGAUAGAUUUUGGAUUAAAUCUUGUUGAUCAUCGAAUCGAAGAGAAGGAAGGGCAUAUCCUGCUACUUUGGCACGGGUUUCCGCUAGCUGUAGCCUCAGUUUGGAAGUUCACUGGUCCACCUCAAUUCAGUGGCGGCGACUGGAAAAACAUGUUGACAGGUCUUUACACAAUGCAAGAUACAGUUGAUGACUCAGAAGGGAUGGCGAGCUCCUCUGAGUCUGAGGAUGAUGAAGAAAAUGAUUCUCUAGUUUCCAUAAUGGCAGAUAGAAACUUAUGGUCCACGCAGGGCUCUUCAAUGAAGCGAAUAGCUGCUUCAGCUAAGCUAUAUGACAUAUUGGAAUAUAUAUGUCAUCUACAUAGGUUACCACUGGCAGUGACAUGGAUUUCCUAUGGCCAAGAUGGUAAUACAAAUUCAAAGGGAAAACGUAUUCUAUGUAUUGAUGAUAGCGCUUGCUAUGUAAAUCAUUGGAAAAUGGAUAGAUUUGUGGAUGAAUAUGCACGAUAUCGUCUCGAGGAAGGACAGGGUAUCGCCGGAAAAGCACUUCAAUCUAAUAUUCAUAUCCAGCAUGACAUUUCCCUGCUUGAUCCAGCUGAAUUCCUUGAUGAAGAUUACGGACCUAGCUGGUGCCACGAAGACUAUCAUGCUGCUUUUGCUAUAAGGCUAACAAGUACCCACCCUUGCAAGGAUGAUUACGUACUGGAAUUUCUUCUCCCUAUAUUCAGAAUGAAAGAUACUUCAGAACUAGUACUUUUGAUAAAUAAGGUCUUGCGUACAUUGCAGAGGAAAUGUUUAAAGAUGUGGGAAGUUAGUGUCAGAGAAGUACAUGAGGCGAGCGGCUCUGAAGUUAGAUUGGAUGAUGAAAGAAUGCCAAACAUCCCACAUGAAGAUGGUGUUUUAGAAGGAAACGAAUUCAUGGCAGUGAACCCAACCAGCAAUCAAGCAGAAGAAACACGCGAGCCUCUUGAACAGGACGUCCAAGAACAAUCUGCUAUACCUGCACCCGCUCUGAAUGGUGAGAAUGCAUCGCUUAGUGUAGAUGGUGGCUUCCAGAGUACUAAUAAACGAAGAAAGAUAUCAGCUGUGUGGGAUGGGUUCGUUAAGCAUACGGCAGAAAACGGGGAAGAAUGGGCCACGUGUAAUUAUUGUAAGAAGGAGUAUAGAGCAGAAAGCAAAAGAGGAACUUCAAAUUUGCACAAGCACUUAAAAAAUUGUUCGCCAAGCAGACAAGACGAAGCAGAGCAGCAAAUUUUGGUUGGGUCAGGUGACUUGAGUACAAGCGUCAUCCAAAGGAAUUUUGUCAUAGAUCAAGAAAGAAGUCGUCUAGACAUUGCAACAAUGAUUAUUAAGCAUGGAUAUCCCUUGGAUAUGGUUCAACAUGAGUUUUUUGAAAUUUUUGUGAAGAAUUUGCAGCCGGUGUUUAAACUUUAUUCAAGAGACGUAGUUGAAGCUGAUGUCCUUUCUAUUUGCAGACAAGAGAAGGAGAAACUCAUCAGUUUUUUUGAUAAUCUCUCUUGUCUCUUGAGUUUAACACUUGAAUUGCGGUCAUCUAAUGACAACAUGAUGACGUACUGUUGCUUCACUGUGCACUUCAUUGACGAUGGAUGGCAGCUGAAGAAGAAGAUUCUUGCUUUCAGGAACUUACGGUACAACUAUGACAUGGGGACUGUACAUGAAGUCUUUAAUAGUGUGCUUACAGAGUGGAGCAUCAACAAGAACGUUCGCUUCAUAUUCCUGGAUGUAACUCCUCCAAAGGAUCACACGAUUGGAGAAUUAAGAAGUAAGGUUUCUGAUCAAGCCCCACCUAUCCAUGGACAUCUUUUCUGUGUUCCUAGUUAUGCCCAAAUUCUCAGUCUCCUUGCUCAAGAUGGAUUUUCUGAGACAAGGAGUGUGCUUUAUAAGAUAAGAGAAUGUAUAGAGUACGUCAAAGGAAGCUCACUUGUAAGGCAGAAGUUCCUGGAGGCAAUUAAUAAUGGGAGUUUGCAGGACAGGGAAAUGCCUACUCUAGAUGUUCCCGCGAGAUGGGACACCACCUUUCUUAUGCUGGAGAGUUCAUUGGAAUUUAGAACAGCUUUUAAUCACCUAGAGCAAUUGGAUGAUGCUUUCAAAGUGAAUCCAUCUGCGGAAGAAUGGAACAAAGCAACAGCCGUAUUUGAGUGCUUGAAAGAGUUCUACAAGUCAACAUGCAAUUUUCCGACAAGCAGAGAUGAUUAUUUCCUCAGUGUUCGUGAUGUUUAUAAGAAUUUGCAAGGCUGGAAACAGAGCGAUUAUGUAUAUGUUCGCGCUAUGGCAAAUAGAAUGAAGGGAAAAUUUGACGAGUAUUGGGGAGAAGCUAGCUUGGCUUUGGGAAUCUCAGCAGUUCUUGACCCCAGCUAUAAAUUGGACAUUAUUGAGUAUGGCUACCGGCAGAUAUACGGCAGUGAUGCUUACUUGCGCUACUACCAGAAAUUCCUUGACAAUCUUAUAUGUGAAUACAAUAAAUAUGCAAAGGACUUCCGCAGUCAGGGACCAUCUUCUUCUGCCAUGGCGGACGUGAGUCGUUGUACAUCAUCUUAUAAUAGUUUCAAAGAGUGGCGCAAGGGUAAGUAUGAACGCAAUACGGUGCACUCACAAUGGAAUGAACUUGUUCAGUAUCUAGAAAAGCGUCCGGAGAACUUGGAUAAGGAUGGUAACGUAUUAGCUUGGUGGCUAGACAACGCUCAAAAUUUUCCAAUACUGGGAAAAAUGGCUCGUGAUUUCUUAGCAAUUCCAGUAUCAACUGUCAUUUCCAAGUCAUCAGAGGUUAUGAAGAUGGCAUCAGUCCAUGACGGUGUUCGUCCUGAGAUAGCCGAGGCUUUGAUAUGUGGAAAGGAUUGGUUGGACAACCCUACCUGGAAGGUCAACCAGGCUGAGCAUAUCUGAUUUGGAUGCUGUAGAAGAAUAGUACUGGACAUAAGAACCUGAAAGUGACGAAGACUUAUUAUUUGCUAAAUUUUAUAGAUGUAAGAAAUAAUUUGAAACUACGUGUGAGUCCGUUUUGGCUUAAAACAAAGCAAGAAAUUGAUGUUUUUUUUUU
Molecule: messenger RNA, 4248 nt
Organism: Populus trichocarpa (black cottonwood)
Lineage: Eukaryota; Viridiplantae; Streptophyta; Magnoliopsida; Malpighiales; Salicaceae
Product: zinc finger BED domain-containing protein RICESLEEPER 1
Exons: 8
Coding region: 252-4094 (1280 amino acids)
Molecular function (GO): DNA binding; protein dimerization activity
Source: RefSeq, a predicted model, not a curated record